Molecule: messenger RNA, 1522 nt
Organism: Pongo pygmaeus (Bornean orangutan)
Lineage: Eukaryota; Metazoa; Chordata; Mammalia; Primates; Hominidae
Gene: COPS9
Product: COP9 signalosome subunit 9
Exons: 3
Coding region: 1062-1298 (78 amino acids)
Source: RefSeq, a predicted model, not a curated record
GGUAAAACUUCACAAAUUGUUUCUAUCUUAACCACAUUUCAGUGACAUUAAGCACAUUCACGGAACUGUGCAGCCGUCACCACCAGCCCUCUACAGACCCUUUUCAUCUUUCAAGGCUGAAACUCUGUCCCCACUAAACACGAACUCCCCAUUUCCCCUUCCCCAGACCCUGAUAACCCCCUUCUACUUUCCGUCUCUAUGACUUUGACUCCUCUAGGGGCCUCGGCCGAGUGGAAUCAUGCGGUGUUUGUCUUAGGACUGGCUCGUUUCCCUCGGCAGAGCGGCCUCAAUAUUCACGCGCGUGGCAGCAGAUGUUGGCAUUCCCUUCCUUUUAAAGGCUGAGUAAUGUUCCACAGUGUGCAGGGACCACAUUUGCUUAUGCACGUAUCCAUCGAUGGGCAGGGACAGCGGGGCACGCGUCCAUUUUUCAUUCAUUAUAAAUAAUGCUGCUGUGAACGUGGGGUAAAGACGCCCCUUGGAGCCUCGGCUUUCGGUCCUCUGGGCUUGUGCCCGGAAGGGGAGUGCUGGGCCACGUGGGUGUCCGUGUUUGAUUUUCUGGGACCUGCCCCCCUGUCUCCCGCCCCGGCUGCCGCGUCUCACUCCCCGCUGCGGUGCGAGGGGCCCCGUGCCCCACACCCUUCCCCUGGUGUUUUGCUGUUUUUUGACUCUGGGCGUCCCAGGGGUGCAGCGGCCCCUCCGUGGGGCCCUAGUUUGCUUGCACCUCUUCGUCUGCUCACUGGCCGCGAGUGUGUCUUCUGCAGACAAACGUCUGAAAGUCAAGCCCUGGGCUCCUGUGAACCCGGCCGUCUUUGCCGCAGAGUCUGAGGCUCCCUCUUUAUUCUGGAUCUGGCCCCUUGUCGGAGGCGUGCUCUGCAGGCACUGCUCCCACUGCUGGCGGCCUUUUCCCUCCGUGGCCGCCCGGCCGCCCAUCAGAGGCGUUGCAGACGCCCGCCCUCGCCAGCGCAAAGUCAAACGCCGGCGGCCGCGGACGCGCCAGCGGUCAGGAGCACCCCGGCUGGCGGGCACCACAGAGGCGCGGUCCUCCGGCGUCUAGAUCUGCCAUGUGGCGCGCGCCGGAAGCGGCCCUGAGGCCGGAAGUGGGCCUAGAGCGCCGCGGCCCCGAGAUGAAGCCGGCGGUGGACGAGAUGUUCCCUGAGGGCGCCGGGCCGUACGUGGACCUGGACGAGGCGGGAGGCAGCACCGGGCUCUUGAUGGACUUGGCAGCCAAUGAGAAGGCCGUUCAUGCAGACUUUUUUAAUGAUUUUGAAGAUCUUUUUGAUGAUGAUGACAUCCAGUGAGAUGCCCUCUGGCUGCAGGUGGGGCCAAGCCCUUGGUACAGAGCCGCAGUGUGAGCCUGCGCAGGACAGUUUCAGGUGGUUUUAAAGAACACGUGGCAAUCCCUUGAAUUUAGGACCUGGUUAACCAAGAAAGAUAAGAAUGUUCUUAACGACCUAGAUGAGGCUGUUCGUCUCUGAAUGUGAUCAGGUUUUGUCCUCACUCCAAUUAAAAGAAAGCAAUGUCA